This is a messenger RNA of Rhincodon typus (whale shark), 1490 nucleotides long. RefSeq names its product CCR4-NOT transcription complex subunit 2-like. Gene Ontology annotation, cellular component: CCR4-NOT core complex; P-body. Lineage: Eukaryota; Metazoa; Chordata; Chondrichthyes; Orectolobiformes; Rhincodontidae. Bases 126 to 851 code for a protein of 241 amino acids. The record is from RefSeq and is a predicted model, not a curated record. Gene Ontology annotation, biological process: regulation of stem cell population maintenance; nuclear-transcribed mRNA poly(A) tail shortening. The transcript is spliced from 8 exons.
UUUCGCCUGCUUCCAGGGGAGGGGGGCAAAGGUCAUAGGGUAAAGGGCAGCACCCAGCAUCCCCGGUGCAAUACACAGCCAUCUUGGAGUUAUUUUAGGAGAUAAUUCAUGCGGUGACAAACAGCAUGUUUGGUGCUGCGAGAAAGAAGUUUGUGGAGGGAGUGGAGAGUGAUUACCAUGAUGAAAGUCUGUAUUACAGCCAGUCUUCAAUGUUCCCUCAUCGAACAGAAAAAGAUAUGCUGGCAUCUCCAUCACCAUCAACAUCAGGGCAGCUAUCUCAGUUUGGUGCAAGUUUAUAUGGGCAAAGUGCAUUAGGCCUUCCGAUGAGGGGAAUGGGCAACAAUAACCCCCAGUUAAAUCGCAGCUUAUCACAAGGUACUCAGUUACCCAAUCAUGUAACGCCAACAACAGGAGUGCCAACAAUGUCACUUCAUACUCCAUCUUCACCAAGCAGGAGCAUUUUGCCUAUGAAUCCCAGGAAUAUGAUGAAUCAUUCCCAGGUUGGACAAGGGAUUGGGAUUCCAGGGAGGACAAAUAGCAUGAGCAGCUCUGGUUUAGGCAGUCCAAACAGAAGCUCACCUAGCAUUAUAUGUAUGCCAAAGCAGCAGCCAUCCCGGCAACCUUUUACAGUGAGCAGUAUGUCUGGUUUUGGGAUGAACAGGAAUCAGGCUUUUGGGAUUAAUAAUUCACUUUCAAGUAACAUUUUCAAUGGCACAGAUGGAAGUGAAAAUGUUACAGGGUUAGAUCUCUCAGAAUUUCCAGUACUAGCAGAUAGAACCAGAAGGGAAGGAAGCGGCAAUCCCACUCCACUAAUAAAUCCGUUGGCAGGAAGAACUCCUUAUGUUCCAUGACAAAUUGCUUCCGAUCCAUAUAAAGAAAAACAGAUGGCCCAUUAAGGGGACAGAGUUAUACCAUUCUCCCGGCAAAUAGCAAAAGCUGGCUCUUUGAUCAGGGCAGCCAUUUUUGAAUGUGAUUCCCCUUUUGAAAUGUGUGUAACAUCAAUUGAAAGGACUUGUGUUACUGGCCAUGUUCUGUCAAUCACCACCUAAGACAUGGCAAAUUAAUAGGAGAGGUGAAUAAUCUAGUGCUUCCAAUCUUGACAAGGUGUGGAUUUUAUUCUUAUUCCAUAAUUGGGAUAAACAAUAGCUGAAUUUAAAUCUAUUCAUGGACUUGAAGAACAGUAUAAAUUUCUUGAGAAGGAAGUGUUCAAAAUAGCCACUGUGUCCAUGAUCUUUUAGCACUAUGUCCAAGAGACUGACUGGUAUUCGACAUCUGCAGCAUGUUAUCACAUGGAGAGUACUGCAGGAAAUUGGCCUUGCUUUUUUAUUGGAGACAAUUGGUAUAAUUACAAAAUGUUAUUUUAGCAUUCCUUUUGAGGUCAGGGCUUUUCCAAAAACCCCGUCAGCAAUUAACUUCACGUAUUUAUCUCUGCGGCUUAUUUAUGUCUCCUUGGUCGGUUGGAUCACCGAAGGUUGCUUACAGUGAUAUGA